AUGAUGGAAGUGGAGCGACAAGUGAAGAGCAAUACAGAAGCAUUUCUGCUUGCUAGAUUCAUGCAUUGUCCCACAAUCAAACAUUAUGGAAUUGCUAAACGAGUGCUCAGGUACAUCAAGGGGACUCUAGACUAUGGUUUAGAGUAUGUGAAAGGCAAGGAUGCAAUGUUGAUUGGCUUCUGUGAUAUCAAGCAGAAUUGUGUGGCAUUGUCCACUACAGAAGCAGAGUAUAUAAGUGCAUCUGAGGCUACUGCACAUGCUAUUUGGCUUAGAUUUGUGCUAGAAGAAUUUGGAGAGCUUCAAACUAAAGCAACUCCAUUGGUAAAGUUCCCCAUUGCCUUGAAAACCAUUGACUGGUAUGCCUAUGCUGGACUGGACUGUCAACAACUUCAACUGCUAAGCUUCAGCUGUAAAUCGAUACCAAAGUUUGAGUUUGACAGAGCUUUAAUCUAUUUCAAGCCUUGGAAGGCUUUUUGA
Molecule: messenger RNA, 477 nt
Organism: Prunus armeniaca (apricot)
Lineage: Eukaryota; Viridiplantae; Streptophyta; Magnoliopsida; Rosales; Rosaceae
Source: the annotation of a GenBank genome assembly